AUGGGGUCCAAUGAGACACACUCCGCCACGCCCGUUUGCGUACCAGAGAUCCACGACUUUGGCUGCGCGGUAACUGCCACGAUUGUGACAGGCACCGAACGCUCCAAGAUGGGAUGGUCCAAGUUGUCAAGUCAGCUCUUCCAGCAGAUAACGACCAAUGAACCAGCUUUACCGACCACAUCCCCAGCGGACUGUCUAACGCAGCCCAUUGAGAACUCUCAUCCCAACUUGUUUCGCAUCUUUCCACGAUCAUUCGCUACACCUCGAACAUGUUUACCCCCCGAGGCCCGACAAGGUUAUCAUAUUCUGAUGCUGGAAAAUGAGGAUGAAGGGUGGAUUCGGAAGCUGAGACUGAGAUGGGUCAACGACUUACAUAAUGAAGCUCAAGUCACCAAAAUGAUGUGCAGUAGGGAAACUCUGACAGCAGCUUCUAAAUCCAGAGUAUGCCAAUCUGAAACCUCGAUGCAGGCGCAGGAGCGAACAGAGUCUCUCACGAAAAGGCUUCUCAAAGGAUCAGGAAUUAUUCAAGAAUUCGACGGGUUGAAAAGAGAGGGGAAUAGGUUUGAUACAGCCUUUAGUGAUGGCUGUGCCCAUUCAAGAGAAUCCCAAACUCAUGAUCAAUUUUACAAUGAACACCUAGUGGAGCGCCAACGCUUCUUGCCAAACUUCCUCGAGUGUUCGUCAUGAUCGAUAAGCGAAAGUCGCCCUUCCUAAGCUUCAACCGCUGCUGGGGCCUCUGCGAUAUGCUCAGUGACUUGGAUCUCGGUCGUUGGCUCCAGGUCAGCAGUAACUUGACCUUCAACAGCGGCCGACUUGGUCUCAGGCUUCAGACCAAGCUUCUUCAGACGUUGCUUCUCAGCCCAGUCACGGCUUGCCUGACGACCACGUUCGGCAGCCGCAGCGCGUGCCUUCUUUGCUGCUUCUUCCUUCUCUCGCUUCUCCUUCUCAGCAUUGGACUUGGCUUGCGCCGCACGACUGAAGACCUCCUUGCCCUUCGCGGUGCCAUUCGUCUUUUGAGCUGUAGCUGGUGGGUUUGGCUUUGGAGCCAAUGAUGUGCGAGGCUUGUCGAGGACUCCCAUCACAGUGGAUGGUCGUUUUGCGACAGUCAGAGACUUUGCGGCUUGUGGUGGCACUCCAGGCACUGGCCGUUUUUU
Pseudocercospora fijiensis CIRAD86 is the source of this 1154-nucleotide messenger RNA. RefSeq lists its product as uncharacterized. Lineage: Eukaryota; Fungi; Ascomycota; Dothideomycetes; Mycosphaerellales; Mycosphaerellaceae. The record is from RefSeq and is a predicted model, not a curated record. The transcript has 9 exons. The coding region runs from base 1 to 687 and encodes 228 amino acids.